GGGCGAGGCCGGGGCUGCGUGCCGGGGAUCCGGGGGACACCCGGUGAGGGCGGGAGCCAGGGGAGGGAACUCACGGGGCGCACUCGGGACGCUCAAGCCGGGAGAGGCGGACCUCUAGGACCGGCACUGCUGCUGCGCACGCGUGGUUCGCCACCACCCCUGAGUUCCAGGGUGCCGGUGGGCAUGAUUGACAGUUACCGGCCCCCGGAGUCCUGCGCAAGCCGGCCGCCAUGGCCACGUUCAGGCAGGAGGACGUGGAGGAGCAUUAUGAGAUGGGGGAGGAGCUGGGCAGCGGCCAGUUCGCCAUCGUGCGCAAGUGCCAGGAGAAGGGCACGGGCAUGGAGUACGCGGCCAAGUUCAUUAAGAAGCGGCGCCUGCCGUCCAGCCGGCGCGGGGUGAGCCGGGAGGAGAUCGAGCGCGAGGUGAGCAUCCUGCGCGAGAUCCGCCACCCCAACAUCAUCACGCUGCACGACGUGUUCGAGAACAAGACGGACGUGGUGCUGAUCCUGGAGCUGGUGUCCGGCGGGGAGCUCUUCGACUUCUUGGCCGAGAAGGAGUCGCUGACGGAGGACGAGGCCACGCAGUUCCUCAAGCAGAUCCUCGACGGCGUCCACUACCUGCACUCCAAGCGCAUCGCGCACUUCGACCUGAAGCCGGAGAACAUCAUGCUGCUGGACAAGCACGCAGCUAGCCCGCGCAUCAAGCUGAUCGAUUUUGGCAUCGCGCACAGGAUCGAGGCGGGCAGCGAGUUCAAGAACAUCUUCGGCACGCCCGAGUUCGUUGCCCCCGAGAUCGUCAACUACGAGCCGCUGGGCUUGGAGGCUGACAUGUGGAGCAUCGGUGUCAUCACCUACAUCCUCCUUAGUGGGGCGUCCCCGUUCCUGGGGGAGACCAAGCAGGAGACGCUGACCAACAUCUCGGCCGUCAACUAUGACUUCGAUGAGGAGUACUUCAGUAGCACCAGCGAGCUGGCCAAGGACUUCAUCCGCAGGCUGCUGGUCAAAGACCCCAAGAGGAGGAUGACUAUCGCGCAGAGCCUGGAGCACUCCUGGAUCAAGGUGCGCAGGCGCGAGGAGGGCGCCCGGAAGCCGGAGCGGCGGCGGCUGCGCGCGGCGCGCCUGCGCGAGUACAGCCUCAAGUCGCACUCGAGCAUGCCGCGCAACACGAGCUACGCCAGCUUCGAGCGCUUCUCGCGCGUGCUGGAGGACGUGGCGGCGGCGGAGCAGGGCUUGCGGGAGCUGCAGCGGGGCCGGCGCCAGUGCCGGGAGCGCGUGUGCGCGCUGCGCGCGGUCGCCGAGCAGCGGGAGGCGCGCUGCCGCGACGGGAGCGCGGGGCUGGGCCGCGACCUGCGGCGCCUCCGCACGGAGCUGGGGCGCACGGAGGCUCUGCGCACGCGGGCGCAGGAGGAGGCGCGCGCGGCGCUGCUGGGCGCCGGCGGCCUGAAGCGCCGCCUGGGCCGCCUGGAAAACCGCUACGACGCGCUGGCGGCGCAGGUGGCCGCCGAGGUGCAGUUCGUGCGCGACCUAGUGCGCGCGCUGGAGCAGGAGCGGCUGCAGGCCGAGUGCGGCGUGCGCUAGGCCGCGGCCCGGGGGCCCCGGCGGCCGCCCCGCACCCCCACCCCGGCCUCGCGAGUCCCAGAAUAAAGCUGCUUUUCACGCA
Molecule: messenger RNA, 1659 nt
Organism: Psammomys obesus (fat sand rat)
Lineage: Eukaryota; Metazoa; Chordata; Mammalia; Rodentia; Muridae
Gene: Dapk3
Product: death associated protein kinase 3
Exons: 9
Coding region: 231-1577 (448 amino acids)
Biological process (GO): protein phosphorylation; intracellular signal transduction; positive regulation of apoptotic process
Cellular component (GO): cytoplasm; nucleus
Molecular function (GO): protein serine/threonine kinase activity; ATP binding
Source: RefSeq, a predicted model, not a curated record